Molecule: messenger RNA, 4611 nt
Organism: Corvus hawaiiensis (hawaiian crow)
Lineage: Eukaryota; Metazoa; Chordata; Aves; Passeriformes; Corvidae
Gene: MMRN1
Product: multimerin 1
Exons: 8
Coding region: 88-3663 (1191 amino acids)
Molecular function (GO): extracellular matrix constituent conferring elasticity; calcium ion binding; protein binding
Source: RefSeq, a predicted model, not a curated record
CAGCAGCCCAGGAGGAGGGAGAAACUACAGGAUUUCUUGUUUAGGAAAUAAAUGUGAGAUAACUUGCAGCAUUUGCAAACCAUCAGAAUGAAAGAGAUCAUUUUCUUCCUGCUCCUAUUGCACUUACAGAGGGGCAGCAUUGGAUUUAACAUUCCAGGAAAAUUCUGGACCACAGGACAAGGUGAUGAAACCCAGACAAGUCACUCAGACUCGACUCCAUCUUCGACCACAAUUAGGGGGUCACCCCAUUCUGAAAUCCAAGAAGCCAAAGUGAAUGCCUCACAGGGACCUCCUUUUGCAUCUUCAGACGAGACACUGGGAAUGAAAGCAGCGAAGAAAACUUCCAGUACCACAGUAUCUACCCCUGCAAGUCAGUCAAAUGGACACAGUGAUGAUGACUCCGGCAAAGACAAGAUGGGAAGCUCAUCUCACAGCAAAGGGACAGCCCUACAAAGCACUGCUAGAGAGAUCCCUCUCCUUCAAGGGGUCACUACAAGCCUGCAUACAGCUACAGGGAACAGAUCUGUCAAGCAGUCCUCUCACAGUGCUGGUAUCACCAGGAGCCAGCAGGAUGCCAACUCCAAAGCAUCCGGCUUUCAAACUACCAGGGGAAAAAACUGGUGUGCUUAUGUCCAUACCAGACUUGUACCUACAGUUGUGGUGGACAACCUGGAAACCUUCUCAUCAGGCAGAGCAAAGCCUUGCACUUGGCACAUUGGAUCCUGUGCUCAGAGGUCCCAGACAACAACACACCAGGCCUACAGAAUCAAACAUAAAAUAGUGACAUCCCUGGAGUGGAAGUGCUGUCCUGGGUACAGGGGGCAGAACUGCCAACCCAAAGCUCCAGAGCAGCAAUCAGUUAUACACAGCAACCAGGCUGAAAGCAGCAGAACUGUCAGUGAGAGGACACCAGGAGCUCUGCAGGACCCCAGUGGGACAGCACUUUUUCAAAAAAUGAAUGAGAAGAUUAGCAGUCAGGAGAUGAAACUGACUUUUCUACAGAAGAAGGUUGACAGCAUUGCUGCUGCAAUGAAUGAUGUGAGCAAGAUGCUUUCUUCUCUGGAAGGCAAAAUCAAUGAAGAUAAGGGCAGAGACUUCCAGUCUUUUCUAAAAGGUCUCAAAUCCAGAAGUAUUAACGACUUAAUCAAAAACGUAGUUGAAGAACACUUUCAUGUGUUUCAAGGUGAAAUGCAAGAGAGCAUGGCUCAGAUUUUCAAGACUAUGUCUAGUUUGUCAGGUGACCUUGAAAAUACAAAAGAAUUAGUCAAGCAUCUGAAUGAAACCCAAAAUAAAUUUGCUCAGGAGAAAGAUAGUGGGCCAACAGAACUUGACAUUCUGGAGCUGAAGAGUCAUAUGGUGCAGAUGAGAGAGGAAAUGGCCCUCACUUGUGACAAGCCUGUGAAAGCUUUACAAGAAAAGCAGAAGUCCUUGGAAGUUAACUUGGAGCAUCAACAGUCAAGAAGUGUAAUUUAUUAUGAAUCUUUAAAUAGGACCCUUACUGAAAUGAGAGAUGCUCAUGAACAACUGUUAUCAGCUGAACAGUCCUCAAGGCAAAGCAUCCCCUCAGCAGAUAAAGUCAUGGAAUACAAUGUUACAGAGUACAUGUUCACCCUGCAUGAGAAAGUAAAGAGACAAGGCAUGAUGGUACUGGAGAUCUAUGAUGACUUAAGAGUCCAAGAUAGCAAGAUCAGCAAUCUCAGUGUUGCACUGGAAAUUCAGAGGGACUCUGUUCUGGGGGUCUGUGAUGACAUGUUGUCAGAGAGCAGGACAGAUUUCCAAGCACAGCUGGCAGCAAUCCAAGAGAGCAUGCUUGUUCUAAACAAGAGUCUCUCUGAUGUGUUCCUUCCAUUGGGCAGUAAGAUGGACAAAAUGAAUGAGCAAAUUAAUGAUUUGUGCUAUGAUAUGGAGAUCCUGCAACCCUUGAUUGAACAAGGAGUACCUUUUAGUCUGACUUCUGAGUAUGAGCAACAAAUCCAAGCUCAAGAAUUCAAAGAGAAACUUGAUAACCUCACUGUUGUCAUUAACAGAAUGAGUUCUGCAAUGAAGGAACUUUCCAAAACUCAGGAAGGACUUAAAAAUGAAUCUCAGGCUUAUCAGGAUCUGUUUGAGAGUCGUGUUAAUGAAUGCUCCAUGGAAAUAGAAGAUGGAUUAAACAAGACCAUGAUAGUAAUAAACAGUGCUAUUGAUUCUAUUCAAGAUAAUUAUGUACUGAAAGAUAUGCUACAUGCUCUAAGAAAUGAGACUGGAGUUUGCUGUGGCAGAGCUGAGGAACUGGACAGCCUCCUGGCUUUCAUUCCUCAGUUCCAGCAGUGGAAUGAAUCCCUCCAAUCACUGCUCUAUAACAAGAAAUACGAAAUUACUUCACAAGUAUCUCCAUCUCUUUCUGAUCUUCCAUACAAGGAAUCUGACAAAAGUAUCCUCCACAACUUCAGUAGAGUUUUCUAUAUUUUAAAUGAGACAUCAUCAAAAGUGGAAAAGGAGCAACAAGAUAUCAGCCGCCUGGAAGAAAAACUAUUUGACUCUGUGGAGGGUUCAAAGGACCAUGAGGUUCGCCUUCUGAAUGUAGAGUCAAAAAUUUCCAAGCUUUUGGCAAACAACUGUGUCUCACUCAAAAAAACGAAAGCUGCCUCAACAGAGAAAGAGCAGGUGGUCUCACUUCAGCUCCAGGCACUGAGUUCCAGGAUCAAGGCCCUGGAAGCCAAGUCGAUCCGUUUCUCAAACAUCAUUCCACUUGCGAACAAGACUGCUCAUGAGGCCUGGGGGCUGUGCCAGGAUGCCAACAACAGCAUCCAGAAAGUGAACACAAGCAUACCUGUGCUAAUUAAAUUGGCUCAGCCAGAUAUCCCCCUGCUGCAGAGAGGCCUCAAGGAGCUCAUUGAAUCUGUGCUUGAAGUAAAAGCAGGAGCUAUUUUGACAAAUUUAACCCAGCAUGUUGACAUAUCGAUGGUAAAUGCAAUGAACAAUAUCACCAAACUUCAGAAGCCGCUGAAACCAGUUAUAAAGAAACCCUCCCCAGCAAAAAAAGUGGCAGCAAAUGCCACCAUGAGCCUGGCAAGCCGAAGCCAGAGAAACACAGAUAAUGCAAUAGAUCCAGGGCAGUUUUCAGCGUGUGCCAGUUCCCCGUGCCAGAAUGGAGGGACCUGUGUCAAUGACAGGCAGAGUUUUGUCUGUGCCUGUCGCCACCCCUUCGGAGGAGUCAACUGUAGUGUGAAGCUGGUGAACGACAAUUCCCUGAGUGUUGAUUUUUCAAAAGGAUCAUACAGAUAUGCACCUAUGGUGGCUUUUUUUGCUUCUCAUACAUAUGGAAUGACAACUCCAGGACCCAUCAGAUUUAACAAUCUGGAUGUCAACUACGGCGCCUCAUUUGCCCCAGCAACUGGAAAGUUCCAUGUUCCGUAUCUGGGGGUCUAUGUUUUUGAAUAUACUAUUGAAUCAUUUAGUCCACGUGCCUCUGGCUAUCUGGUCAUUGAUGGAAUAGACAAACUUACUUUUCAGGCUGAAAGUAUUAACAGUAAUAAGUACACUGACAGAGUAAUUACUGGAAGUGCUUUAUUGGAGUUAAAUUAUGGUCAGGAAGUCUGGCUCAGACUGGCAACUGGCUCUAUACCAGCCCAGUAUCCACCAGUAACUACAUUCAGUGGCUACUUGUUGUAUCGUACCUAAGUCAGUCCUAAAUGCAAAGUUAGUCAAAUGAAGCAACCUGCAGGUGAAUUUAGCUUUGCUUUUAAAUACUUUGUUUCUUUAACAGCACUAAGUUUCCCAAUGUAAUGUCUUUUCUAGUGCUGAUCCUCCAAGAUGUCCUUUGGCUGUAGCCACGUGUGCAACCACAAGGAGUCCAUAGGUUGGAGAUAGGGGAAAACAAAGCAUCUUGUUUAUAUUAGCAUGAUUUGGAAGCACAAAUCUAAUUAUGUUCUACUGUUACAUCACAUAGACAUACUCACACAACGUUGCUGAGAAUCAGUUCUCAAGAGAAAGCUUGUUUUGAUUAUUCCUUUACACCCUCACUGCAAAUCAAAAGUGACAGAUAGAUUUUGAUGACUCAGAUGCUGGAUUACUACUUAGCUCAUUGUAUCAAUUGAUAAUCAUGGGGAUAUAUUCUGUUUGGAAAAAAUAUAUUUUUCAUUUUGCCUACCAUUAUCCACCACAUACUUUGAUAUGGGAGCAUUUAAUUGAUUCAUUAUUUUUUUCAUGUAACCAGUAUAAUGAUAAACUAGGUUUUUUGAGUCUGGGAGCAAAAAACUAAGAGGAAUACAUUCAGAUUAGAAAUAAGGUAUUUUUAGCAGUUUAAUUAGUCACAGGGUAAACACCGUAAUAGAUUUGGUGGAUUUUCUCUGCUGCUUGAAAUAUUUAAACCACAGCUGGAUUUUCCUUAGGUGAUGUGUUUUAAGCAAACAUUGUUAUAUUGGCUUCACACAGAUUUUAGCAUUUGACCUAUAAAGUACACAAGAUUAAAUUAUAUAACCAAAGUGUUUUCUAAGUUUGAGCUCUAUAAAUCCAUGGUUUUGUUUGUUUCUGCAUGAUGUUCACUAACUACUGAGGCAAGAUGAAAUUAACUUCAGUCUGCAUGUGAUUUGUAAAGCAACAAUCUAAUAAAGAAAUAUUUUUAAUUGA